CAUCAGCUUCCUGACCACGUUUGUUGUUAGCGUGGUUAAUAAACUGUUAUUGCUUUAGUUUUGUACCUUACUUCCCUUUCCUUCUUCUAUAGACCGUUUUCUCGCUUUCUUCCUUUGUGACUGAUUAUCUCUUUUAGUCGGCAUGGCCAUGGCAGUCUCUGCAAUCGGAUUUGAGGGUUACGAAAAGAGGCUUGAAAUUUCGUUUCAUGAGCCAAGCAUCUUUGCUGAUCCCGAGGGAAAGGGUCUACGAACUCUUUCCAAAGCUCAGUUGGAUGAGAUUCUUGAACCUGCUGAGUGCACUAUCGUUUCAUCUUUGUCAAAUGACUAUGUUGAUUCUUAUGUCCUCUCUGAGUCAAGCCUCUUUGUUUACCCGUACAAAAUCAUUAUCAAAACCUGCGGGACAACAAAAUUGCUUCUGUCAAUCCCACCCAUCCUGAAGCUGGCCGAUGCUCUUUCACUCACUGUACAAUCUGUGAGGUAUACCCGAGGGACAUUCAUUUUUCCUGGAGCUCAGUCCUAUCCUCAUCGUAACUUCUCUGAAGAAGUCGCUCUCCUUGAUAGCUAUUUUGGGAAGCUUGGUUCAGGCAGCAGUGCUUAUGUAAUGGGCAGUUUCGACAAACUGCAGAAAUGGCAUGUGUACAGUGCUUCUGCUGGAUCUGUAUGUUCCCCUGGCCCUGUUUACACACUUGAGAUGUGUAUGACUGGUUUGGACCGAGAGAAAUCUUCUGUUUUUUUCAAAAGCCAAUCCGUCACAGCAGCUGUGAUGACCAGUGCUUCUGGUAUAAGGAAGAUACUUCCAAAUUCAGACAUUUGUGAUUUUGAGUUCGAUCCUUGUGGUUAUUCUAUGAAUUCUAUCGAAGGGCCUGCAAUUUCUACCAUUCAUGUUACUCCCGAAGAUGGUUUCAGUUAUGCGAGCUUUGAAGCAGUUGGAUAUAAUCCAAAAGUUGUGAACCUAAACCAGCUGGUCGAGAGUGUGUUAGCAUGUUUCCUACCAAGCGAAUUCUCCGUAGCUGUGCAUGCCGAUGUUACUGCUAAGCUGCUUGAGCGGACAUGUUCGCUGGAUGUAAAUGGCUAUUGUCUUCAAGAGAAGAGCCCUGAAGAGCUUGGAAUGUGUGGUGCAAUUGUCUACCAGAAGUUUGUCAAGACUUCAGGCUGUGGAUCUCCUAGAUCUGUUCUGAAAAGCUGUUGGAAAGUAGAGGACGAAGAAGUAAUGUAUUAGUUUUAAGGGUGCUUUAUUAGUAUGCGGUGUGUAUCCAAUUACGUCUUCUCUAGUCUAUAAUAAGUUGGGUUCUAUAUCCAAACACGUUAUGUCAGUUGGGUUUUAUGUCCCAACUUUGGAUUUGGUCAGCUGUUUUGUGUUUAAACAGAAACUUAUUAACGUGGUUAUAUUUGUGUUA
This is a messenger RNA of Cornus florida, 1397 nucleotides long. RefSeq names its product S-adenosylmethionine decarboxylase proenzyme-like. Gene Ontology annotation, cellular component: cytosol. The coding region runs from base 143 to 1219 and encodes 358 amino acids. The record is from RefSeq and is a predicted model, not a curated record. Gene Ontology annotation, molecular function: adenosylmethionine decarboxylase activity. The transcript has a single exon. Gene Ontology annotation, biological process: spermidine biosynthetic process; spermine biosynthetic process. Lineage: Eukaryota; Viridiplantae; Streptophyta; Magnoliopsida; Cornales; Cornaceae.